Striga asiatica is the source of this 414-nucleotide messenger RNA. The record is from the annotation of a GenBank genome assembly. Lineage: Eukaryota; Viridiplantae; Streptophyta; Magnoliopsida; Lamiales; Orobanchaceae.
AUGUUCGGAGGCGCAAAGGGCGAAGUAGCUCAUGCAGUGGAAGACGAGCCGAGGGAUGCCGAGGGCUUUGGCGGGUCCCACCGUCCAUGGGUGGAGCAUGUCGGAGACGAGACAACUGGCGUCGAGGUGGCGGAGGAGGCGCUCGAGCGGGUCACGGAGGAGGGCCGUGGCCUCGAAGAACUUGGCAAGGAGUUCGGGGCUUGGGACCUGGUCGAGGCUGACGAUGUUUUUCGGGAGGAGGGAGUUUUCGGGCGGGAAAUCGAGGGUUUCGAGGCCGAUUUCAUGGCCGGACGAGUGGGCGCGUUCGACGGUCGGGGCGAAAGGAGGGGUGGUUGGAUGAGGACCCUUCUCCUAAUGUCCCUUUACAAAAGCUUGUACUUUAGUUCACAGAAGAGACAAUCUCUUGAUGUGUAG